Messenger RNA from Panonychus citri (citrus red mite), 1344 nucleotides. Its product is annotated as phosphate carrier protein, mitochondrial-like. Gene Ontology annotation, biological process: mitochondrial phosphate ion transmembrane transport. The record is from RefSeq and is a predicted model, not a curated record. The transcript has 4 exons. Bases 153 to 1103 code for a protein of 316 amino acids. Gene Ontology annotation, cellular component: mitochondrial inner membrane. Gene Ontology annotation, molecular function: phosphate transmembrane transporter activity. NCBI's taxonomy places the organism in Eukaryota, Metazoa, Arthropoda, Arachnida, Trombidiformes, Tetranychidae.
AAACGGAAGACACAUGCGUCCUUGGUUCCGGUUUAGAAAUUAAGGUUGAAGAGGUUAACUUGAGCUCUUUUAAUUGUGACAAUUUGCUCUUAAUUGUUAGUUCUUAAUUUAAUUUCUUCACAGAUUUAGUGUUAAAUUGUGCUCCAAUCAUCAUGAGUAAGGAUAGUCAAACUUAUAGCUGUGAAUAUGGUUCUGCCAAAUUCUAUGCCCUCUGUGGUAUUGGGGGUGUUAUCAGUUGUGGUUUAACUCACACUGCUGUUGUACCUCUUGAUCUGGUCAAAUGUAGAAUUCAAACUAACCCAGAUAAAUACAAGUCUAUUGUAAAUGGGUUCAAAAUUUCAGUUAAAGAGGAAGGACUUCGUGGUUUGACCAGAGGUUGGGCACCAACUGCUAUUGGUUAUUCUAUGCAAGGUCUUGGUAAAUUUGGUUUCUACGAACUUUUCAAGAAUGUUUAUAGCAAUGCUUUAGGAGAAGAGCUUUCAUACACUUGGAGAACGUCUCUUUAUUUAGCUGCUAGUGCUUCAGCUGAGUUCUUUGCCGAUAUUGCUCUUUGUCCCAUGGAAGCUGCUAAAGUUCGUAUUCAAACUUUACCUGGCUGUCCAAGUCAACUUAGAGUUGUUGCUCCAAUGAUUUUAAAACAAGAAGGUAUUGGAGGUUUUUACAAGGGUCUAUCUCCACUUUGGAUGAGACAGAUUCCUUACACUAUGAUGAAAUUUGCUUGUUUCGAGCGAACUGUUGAAGCCAUUUACGCUAAUCUUGUACCCAAACCCCGAGACCAAUGUACUAAGGGAGAGCAAUUGAUUGUGACAUUUGCUGCUGGUUAUAUUGCUGGUGUUUUCUGUGCAAUUGUAUCUCAUCCUGCUGAUACUGUUGUAUCUAAAUUGAAUCAAGAAAAGGGUAGCACUGCUAUUCAAGCUGCUAAAAAAUUAGGAAUGUCUGGACUAUGGAAAGGUUUGACCCCCAGGAUUAUCAUGAUCGGUACCUUGACCGCUCUUCAAUGGUUCAUCUAUGACGCUGUUAAGGUGGUUCUCGCUAUUCCUCGACCUCCACCUCCAGCUAUGCCCGAAAGCUUGAAACGAAAGCUCGCUGAGAAACAACAGUAAUUCUCUCUCUCUCUUCCAAUCCUUUCCUCUGUCUUUUAAUGUUUCUCUCAGUAAAAGUAUAUUUAAUUUUUGAACUAUCUCUCAAAAAUAUAGUUAACUAAUACUACUGUUGAUGGUAUUGCUAAUAGACACCAAUCCAAUCAAAUAGUUGCAAUUUAAUUUGUAUUAUUAUUGAACCCUUUUUGUUUGAUCAAACUGCUUAAUUGUUUCUCCAAUAACAACAAUCAAUCAUUUAAAUCAA